Messenger RNA from Symbiodinium pilosum, 816 nucleotides. NCBI's taxonomy places the organism in Eukaryota, Dinophyceae, Suessiales, Symbiodiniaceae. The record is from the annotation of a GenBank genome assembly.
GUUUCUCUUUUGGCCAUUGCUGCUCUGGCUGCUGCUGAGCCUUUGCUCUUCGAGCCAGAUCCCUUCGCCAGUCCACAGCUGCGGGGAGGGGCGGACCCUUUUGGUGACACUGUGGAGGAAGAGCAUGGAAUGAGCGAAAAGUGGCUGAGGGACAUUAGCACCCGGACCAAGAAUCACUUCAAGAAGCUGCUGCAACCACUGCAGACGCCCAUUGUACAGGAGUACCAGGUCCUUACCAUCCUCGACGGAUAUGUCAACUACACCAUGGAGCUGGUCUCAAAUGCCACUGGCCAUGAAGUCAUCUGGAACCGGACUGGUCGUUUUCUUGCCGAGGAGUCCAGGUCCUUGAGACCUAGCAAGCAGGAGCUCCCGCCGCGUGCGCGGUACAUCAACAGGAUCCUGAUCUACUUGAACAAGGAGAUGGAUGCAGUGUGGAACUACAAGACCAUGGUUGACCGCAAGCGCUGGGGCGUUGGCAACGUCAUCACCUCCUCGCCGUACGGCCCACACGGAGAGCAUCCGGAGCGUUGGCGAGCAAAUGGCUCCUUCCCGCUUCCCACCGCGGCCCCGAACAGCACCAUCCUGCUUCAGGACGAGAAGACAAAUUUGGUGUUGCGCAUCAAGCCGGAUGUUGAAGAGUACGACAACAAGUAUGCGCAGCAACUUCAAUCAGACUACGAGUCCCUGGUCCGGAACAUCAACGACGCAAGCCAGAAAAUAAGUGACCUGCGUACCCGGCUCUGGAGGAUGGAGGAUUUUGCCAAGCAGUUCAUUGCGCUGCCCUCCGGUGUGUGGAACAAGAUUGAUGCGAACUGA